CCCUCCCCUCCCUCCCUCGGCCCCAGUUUGUAAUCUGACACAGCAGACUGCAGUUGUCUCUGGGUGAACCUCCCAGUCUUGGCACUGCUGCUUCUAAGGUGCCCAACCCAAAUUGCACCAGAAGCUGGGAAAUAACAGCUGAUUUCCUGGGGCGUGACCGCCUGCAAUACAACUGGAGUUCUGUGAGAAGGAAGAAGGGAAAAUGCACUGAAGGAUGCUGCCCAGGGAGACCAUCGCCUGAGACCCCAUCAUGCAGGCCUUCCCGCAAGGGCCCGGCAGCUGGACAAGGUGAAAGCAGAGUAUGCUCGACUUAAACACACGCUCACCAUAGUGACCAGAGAACGCGAUUUGGCCGUGAAGGAGAAACACCAACUCCAAGCCAAGCUGGAGAACCUAGAACAGGUCCUAAAGCACAUGCGAGAGGCCGCGGAACGGCGGCAGCAGCUGCAGUUGGAGCAUGAACAAGCCCUGGCCGUCCUCAGCGCCAAGCAGCAGGAAAUCGACCUCCUGCAGAAGGCUCAGGUUGAAGCUAAGAAAGAACACGAAGGCGCAGUGCAGCUGCUAGAGCGCAGGGCACGGGAGCUAGAGGAGAAAUGCCGCGCGCAGAGUGAGCAGUUCAGCCUGCUGUCCCGGGACCUGGGUCGGCUCCGGGAGCACGCGGGCGAGAUCGACCUGCAGGGAGGCAGCUCCCUGGACGUCCCCUCGUCCCCCGGCAAGCCCUUCCGGAGCUUCAUGAACGGACUGGCUCCCUCCGUUGGCAAAGGUCAGGAGAGCUCCGCUGGAAGCCACACUGUGAUCGGUGAAUCUAUCCGGCCCCUCCCGCUCCCAGGUGACAAGCCAGAACCUCUGUCCAUCAAGCCCACCUUUCUGUCGAGAUCUGGUGGCCCAAGAUGCAGAUUUGAAGCCGACAUGGAUAAUGAAUGGAAUUCCAGUACCGCCAAGCAGAGAUACUCGGGGAAGGUCCACUUGUGUGUCGCCCGCUAUAGUUACAACCCCUUUGACGGGCCAAAUGAGAACCCAGAGGCUGAGCUGCCCCUCACGGCGGGGAAGUACCUCUACGUCUAUGGAGACAUGGACGAGGACGGCUUCUAUGAAGGCGAGCUCCUGGACGGGCAGAGGGGCCUGGUGCCCUCCAACUUCGUGGAUUUUGUCCAGGACGAGUCUCGACUGGCAAGCACUCUGGGGAAAGACCAGGAUCAGAACUUCAUCAACCAUGCCGGCGUCGGCUCGGACGGGGAGCGCAUCCUGGACCUCCACUCCCCGACGCACACGGACUCUGGCCCCUCCGACCACGGGGCGGGGACGCUGGACACGAACAUCGAUGACAUCGGAGAAGACAUCGUGCCUUACCCUCGGAAAAUCACCCUCAUCAAACAACUUGCCAAAAGUGUCAUUGUGGGCUGGGAGCCCCCGGCGGUGCCCCCGGGCUGGGGGACUGUGGGCACCUACAAUGUGCUGGUGGACGCAGAGACGCGCCUGAGCCUGGCGCUGGGCGGCAGGACCAAGGCCCUGGUGGAGAAGCUGGACACGGCAGCCUGCACCUACCGCAUCUCCGUGCAGUGCGCCACCAGCCGGGGCAGCUCGGACGGGCUGCGCUGCACGCUGCUGGUGGGCAAGGACGUGGUAGUGGCACCGUCCCACCUGCGUGUGGACAACAUCACGCAGGUCUCCGCCCAGCUCUCCUGGAUGCCCACCAACAGCAACUACAGCCAUGUCAUCUUCCUCAACGAGCAGGAGCUGGACGUCGUCCGGGCCACCAGCUACAAGUACCAGUUCUGCAACCUCAGGCCCAACGCGGCUUACAAAGUGAAGGUCCUGGCCAAGCCCCACCAGGUGCCCUGGCAACUGCCCCUGGAGCAGAGGGAGAGGAAGGAGGCCUUCGUGGAGUUCUCCACGCUGCCGGCAGGUCCUCCCGCCCCUCCCCAGGACAUUGCCGUCCAGGCCGCAGCCACCCCAGCCACUGUCCAGGUCUCCUGGAAGCCGCCCGCGCUGACGGCCACGGGUCUGUCCAAUGGAGCCAACGUCACCGGCUACGGCGUGUAUGCCAAAGGACAGAGGGUGGCUGAGAUCAUCUCUCCCACGGCGGACAGCACGGCCGUGGAGCUGGUGCGGCUGCGGAGCCUCGAAGCCAAGGGUGUGACCGUGCGGACCCUCUCCGCCCAGGGCGAGUCCGUAGACUCUGCCACCGCUGCCAUCCCCCCCGACCUCCUGGUGCCUCCUGCCCCCCACCUGAGAACUGCUCCCACACCGAAGCCAUUAGCAAAUGCCGGAGCCCCCGAUACCAAAGAUGAACACCUGGGUCCGCACGCCGCGGCGCAUGAGGCCUGGGAGCUCGGCCGGGCGCCUGCUCCGGCCCACGGGCACCUGCUGGAGCCGCCCGGCCUGCAGGGCUCGGGCCCGGGGCGGCGGUCGCCCUCGCCCAGCCGCAUCCUUCCGCAGCCGCAGGGCGCCCCGGUCUCCACCUCCGUCGCGAAGGCCAUGGCCCGGGAAGCCGCGCAGAGGGUGGCCGAGAGCAGCAGGCUAGAGAAAAGGAGCGUCUUCCUGGACAGGAGCAGUGGGCAGUACGCAAACUCAGACGAGGAAGACAGCUACGAGUCCCCCGACGCCAAGAGGAGGGGCGCGUCGGUGGACGAGUUUCUGAAAGGCUCGGAGCUAGGCAAGCCGCCACACUGUUGCCAUGGAGACGAGUACCACACGGAGAGCAGCCGGGGGUCCGACCUCUCGGACAUCAUGGAGGAAGACGAGGAAGAACUGUGCUCGGAGAUGCAGCUGGAGGACACGGGCCGGAGGCGGCCCAGCGGCGCGGCCCGCAGUGCCCUCAAGGAGUGUUCUAAGAAUAGGACCACUGAACGUGCUUUCUUGGAGCUGCCCGAGAAUCCCCAGCAGACCCAGCAGAGUAAGAAGCUUUUCAGUAUCCCUGAAGUAGCCGAGGAGGAUGGAGAGCCCUGUGAGCUCUUGUACAAGCAGGGCUUCAGGGCCCGGACCCGGCUGGCCAGAGAGCCCAAGCCCGCCAGGCCCUGCAAGGGGCACGAGGCCCCGCUUGGCUCCCGGGUCCCUGCCAGACCCAGGGGCCCCCAGGCCGAGGACUUCGUGUUCGAAGACAGAGGCUGUCGGUUCAGCCGCUCGGCCACCAGGAGCCCGGACAGCGGCCUGGACUGUGGGUGCGAAGAGGAGGAGAUACGGUUUAGUUUCAGAAGCCCCGCUGCCCAGUGCAGCCCCGGCCCUGGGCACUGUCCCUGUAGGAGGAGCCUGAGGCCCCUGCUGGCCCGGCGCCGGACGCUGACCCGGCAGAGCAGCGUCGAAGAAGAUGUCGGGGAGCCAGCAGAGCCCGGCCAUGUCGUCAGCAGCAGUGAGGCCCGCCCGAGCCCGGAGCGGUCCACCCCCAGCAAGUGCAGCUGGGGCGAGCCCGCGGGCCAGGAGGACUUCCGGGAUGUCUGGAAGAAAAGCAUAAAAAUGUCCGACAGUAGGGCCAGUGCCCGACACGCCCAGCCUCCUCCCCGGGUUGCAGAUGGUCCUUUGAUUUUAGGAAACCCGGUGACUGCUGGACGGGCUGAUCGGGUGGAUCACGUGGGCCGGAGGUUUCCCCACGGCAGUGCCAGCCGCCACAGGUCCCGGCCAAUGAUGGUCCCGUCUGCCGAUGAGUAUGGUGGGCGGAACCGGCUUUCUCCAGACUUCUACGAAGAGUCGGAGACGGACCCUGGGGCGGAGGAGCUCCCACCUCGGAUCUUCGUGGCUCUUUUCGACUACGAUCCCCUCACCAUGUCCCCGAACCCAGAUGCUGCGGAAGAGGAGCUUCCCUUUAAAGAAGGGCAGAUCAUCAAGGUCUACGGCGAUAAAGACGCUGAUGGAUUCUACCGCGGGGAAACCUGCGCCCGGCUUGGCCUUAUUCCUUGUAACAUGGUCUCUGAAAUCCAGGCAGACGAUGAAGAGGUGAUGGAGCAGCUCCUCAGACAAGGCUUCCUCCCCCUGAACACACCUGUGGAGAAAAUAGAGAGAAACAGAAGGAGCAUCAGGCAGCCCUCGGUGGCGACGCGGAGGAUGGUUGCCCUGUACGACUACGACCCGAGGGAGAGCUCGCCCAACAUCGAUGUCGAGGCUGAACUUACAUUUUGCACUGGAGAUAUUAUUACUGUUUUUGGUGAAAUUGAUGAAGAUGGAUUUUAUUAUGGGGAGCUUAAUGGGCAGAAAGGCCUCGUACCCUCCAACUUCCUAGAAGAAGUACCUGAUGACGUAGAAGUCUAUCUUUCUGACGCGCCGCCCCACUACCCGCAGGACACGCCGACGCGCUCGAAGACGAAAAGGAAGAAGAGUGUGCAUUUCACCCCUUAAUCAGGCAAUGUAGCCUUCACGUAAGUGAGCAACUGAAGAUACCUGUAAACAUAGCAACCUAAGCUACCUGCAGUGGACCAAUGCGGUAGACUUAAGGCUUCACUGGGGGGCUAAAAAAAAGAAGAAAUAUGUCUCAAAAACUCACUGGACCUAAAGUGUUAUUGGUCUCAGUUGUAAAGCAACUGAAUUUGUAGAGAAAUAAAUCAGCUUUGAUAAUCAUUUCCUACGAUUUACGUUAAGAAUAUUUGGAAGAGGCCAACAUUGGGAACAUAUUUCUUAACAGGCUAAUUGUUUGUUUACACAGUGUUCCAAUGUCUAGUCAUAAUUCAAGCUGCAUAUUGCAUUGUUAGCCACUCUUGGGAAAAGCACAACCUACCUAAUAAAAUGUUUCCUCUGGAAAUUUUACCUAAAAAAAACCCCGCAACUCAAGAUCGAGCGGAUGAGUAGUGAACACGAGGUGAUCUAGAGUUGCCUCUGAACGCUCCCCAUGCUGCCUGGAAUGGCAGGCAGCUUUUUCGUAAGUGACCGUCCCUCUACCUUACGGGAGAGCUGAUGCGUCUCCUCAAAGCACAAGCAAGUGUCCUGAACACGCAGGCGUUUGGCUGGAAGACUGCUUUGUUGGUAUACCAAUGCAAUACCAAGUUUAAUGAAACAUGCAGCUCAAAUGAUUGCAUUAGAUGGAAUAGAUGGUAUCUUCAGGUGUACUUUGGGAUGAUUUAGUAGGUGUUCUCCAUUAGAAUUAGACCCUGAUUUUAAAUCCAAGGAAGCUUGAAGCCCCUGGGCUCCUGUCUGCCUGAUGAAUAACGAGUCCUCGUAUUAGAAAGAGCUUUGCUCUGGUGGGGUAAGGGAGCAAGAGGAAAGGUGGUGUUAUGUAAUCGCAGGCAUGCAUGCGACCGUAAACGCGGGUGAGCCCACGUCGUCAUGCCCGCGUUAGAAUACAGUUCCGCUCCUGCAAGGCACCGGGAAGCACUCGAGUGCACGGAAACCCUACCAUGUGCUCUGUAUCGACAAAAACGCACCUUUAAUACCUUGGAAACGAUGAGAGCGUACAAUAAGGGCCUUUAAGCUUUCUUUGAUUGAAAUUAAGGUUCAUUUUAUUUUUUUUAUUUAUUUUUCUUUCAACCGGUGCGCCAUCUCCAGUAUUUCUCUAGUAUACUAACCCAGGAAUGUACUCAACGUCAGGAUCUCACAUGCCCAAGUAGUUUUCAAAUUCGAAAUUCCCCUUAAGAACUUUUGCUUUUAAGAUUACUGACGGGUACUCAGCCAGGCUUACUCUCUACCUAAUUCAAAAUGACUCCUUCUUCCUGCUUCUGGUCUUAAGUUACAAAGUCAGUGAUUACCCAGCUCUGUGUUGCCAGAGCAAUGGCCACUCCCUCCCCUGAACACAAAGAAACCGAAAACCCCACACUGCUGGCCCUCUGUCUGGGGGCCCUCAGACCCCCCCUCUGAGCUAUGCCGUGGGAGGGGCCGUGUGCCUCUCACGGGAUACUUCAACCCUUCAGAGAAGAAACGAACCACGCUCACCUUGCCUGGUGGGAAGCGGGGCCGUGUGGCGUCACUGAUGCUGCGCGGCGAGCGGAGGGGUGCUGCCGGCGCUCGCGCACUCAGUGACCUGUACCAAUGUGCCUACUAGGUUCCUCCUGAGGGUUCAGGUACAGCCAGGAGAGUACCAUCUCCCACAGCCCAUCUCCAUUCUGGGCCACCUACGUCAUCUAUGGGUACUGGUAGUCCUGGGAGAGGCAGGGAAAUGUCCUCGAGAAAGAAAAAGGGGCUGC
This is a messenger RNA of Orcinus orca (killer whale), 6104 nucleotides long. RefSeq names its product RIMS binding protein 2 (gene RIMBP2). Gene Ontology annotation, biological process: neuromuscular synaptic transmission. The coding region runs from base 415 to 4329 and encodes 1304 amino acids. Lineage: Eukaryota; Metazoa; Chordata; Mammalia; Artiodactyla; Delphinidae. The transcript is spliced from 23 exons. Gene Ontology annotation, molecular function: protein binding. The record is from RefSeq and is a predicted model, not a curated record.